AUGACUUCCUUUCUACCGGUCAACAAUUCAUCGUCGCCGCAAACCCGCAUGAUGGAGGAGGCGACAACACCAGCAACACCCCGACCAUACGCCAACAACGUGUCAGCGGCGGAAGACACCACCCCACACACGAUGAGCGCUGCUUCGGAAGAUAGUACCCCCCGGAAUGUGCAACACACCCAGAACGACUCGACAACUCGGACAAGAACCGCGUCAGGGCAUAACGGGACGUCACAUGGCGAUUCGGAUGCGGAACGGGACGGCUCUGAUCACGAGACGGAACCUGGAGGCAACGCUCCUCCUUCGAAGAAGAAGAAAGGCCAACGGUUCUAUUGCACCGAUUUCCCCCCAUGCAAUCUGAGUUUUACGAGGAGCGAGCAUUUAGCCAGACAUAUCCGGAAACAUACCGGAGAGCGCCCGUUUCAAUGUCACUGUUCGAGGCGGUUUUCACGACUCGACAACCUGCGUCAACAUGCGCAGACCGUCCAUGUCAACGAGGAGAUACCUGGGGAUUCGCUGGCGGCCACGGGAACCCGGUUUCAGCGCCAGAUUCGCACCGAUCGAGUUCGCCCUCAAGGUCGAGCCAGAGCAGGCACCGGAGGUAGCCAGGGUACGCACAGUCGCGGUCAUAGUCGAAACUUGUCAACAUCAAGUAUCGCAUCGACCACGUCAACGUACAGCCAGCCGCCGGAUUUUCGCCGACGGCCCCCGCCUUUGAUCAUGGCCAACGAUGGCAGCGCGAGAGCUCGACUCUCGCUGGAUACGAUGGGGGAUAUGCCCACGACGCCACCGGGCCAAGGGCGCGGCAUGCCGGGCCCCGCUAUCGCGGGCGGAUCUCCAUACACACCGUCUCAUUUCUUUGCAGCCGGGGGGAAUGGAAGCCCUCACAUGGCGUCUGCCGUGCCUGCUGCGCCACACAUGUCGGGUUUCUGGGAUGGAAAGACUGCAGCCCGACGUCUCUCGGUACCCACCGGGGCCAACCCUUUCAUCACACAGCAACCGAACAACUACCCUCCCAGUAUCGUCACUACCGCGACUCCCACCACCGCAGCAUAUCCUCCACCGGGCGGGGUCUUCGCAAGCCCGGCAAGCUCCACCCGCUCUUUCUCGAGAGAUGAGGCGGCAUACAGUACUGCUGAUGCAGAUCUACGGAGACGGACCUGGCAUCCCUCGACCUACUCCGCACUUCCCCGACCUGGUACUAGUGGCUUAUCACACUACCAGACCCCCGACACUGUUCCAGCACCAAUUAGCUCAAGCGGUUCAACGGAGCAGCAUACCCGGCUGCCGGGCAUCGAAAGCUUUGAUAAAGUUGUAUCACACCAGAGACCUCUAACCCCUCCUGUUCGGAGGCCGAGUCCCAUGCAGAUUGAUAACCACGGCAAGCCAUCCCCGAGUUAUACUCUUGGAGGGGGUUUCAACUAUGCCGCACCCACGAACCGACCAGCUCCUCCGAUUUCUGGCCCAGGUCAUCGGCGCGGCCAUGUCUCCUGGGACAUGUCACUCCAUACCAAUCUCACCGGGUUACACAUCAGGGAUAAACCCCAACCCCGAGACGCCUCGCACUGGAGCCAGCAGACGAUUGCGGAGAUACAGAAUGUGUCGUCACGUCCCUCUUCGUCAUACCAGCAACAAGUCCAGGAAUCGCGAGGGAUCACUGGACAUUCGGCCUAUGACAAAAUGCCGGGUUGGUAUGGAAGUAACACCUCGGGGUCGCAGGCGACACGAACGUCGCCUGAAGAUUCCAGCAGCAGCGAGGGUGUCCACACUCCCUCCACGGCAUCGCUGGAGUAUCACCCUGCAAUCGUGCACAACAACGGCUAUAUCGAGUCCCACCAGCCCUCCAUAGCCUCCGAUACGUCUCAUUCAGUACGCCCCCCGCUACCUGGACCCUCGAUGACCGGCCAGAAUCGCUAA
Molecule: messenger RNA, 1917 nt
Organism: Aspergillus clavatus NRRL 1
Lineage: Eukaryota; Fungi; Ascomycota; Eurotiomycetes; Eurotiales; Aspergillaceae
Product: C2H2-type zinc finger protein
Exons: 1
Coding region: 1-1917 (638 amino acids)
Biological process (GO): regulation of transcription by RNA polymerase II
Molecular function (GO): RNA polymerase II cis-regulatory region sequence-specific DNA binding; DNA-binding transcription factor activity, RNA polymerase II-specific
Source: RefSeq, a predicted model, not a curated record